AUGGCGCACACACUCUCUUUCAUAGCGAUGCUUUUCGCAUUCUUAUCCCUCACCACCUUCACAUUCGCCCAAUCGUUAACAACAUCCGCUACCUCGACCUCCACAGCUACAGCAGCAAUUGUGCCAAGUGCAUCUUCCUACACUUACAUUGGUUGUUACAAUGAGACGAGCAACACGAAUAGUACCGGGGGACUAAGAGCUCUUAAUGGUGGUGUGACUGAAGCGUUGGAUGUAAUGACUGUACCACUGUGUAUGGCAUUUUGUAAAUCAAAUGGUUAUGUCUAUGCUGGGAUUGAAUAUACCAGAGAAUGCUAUUGCGCUCAGUAUCUUUCCGCUCUCGCGCCUAAAGUAGAUGAUUCCCAUUGCAAUCUCCCGUGUGAAGGAAACUCGAGCCAGAUAUGUGGUGGUUCGUGGACGCUAUCAGUGUACUUGCGAGAAAAUAAUAAAAAGGGAGCUGCGAGUGGCGGAAGGGCGGAAUUGAUUGGGAGACAGGCGGUUUUGGCGUUGGGGAUUGGGUUUGUGGAAAGUGAUUUUGGAAGCAAAGUAUCGCUAUUGUGGUCGCAUUCUUGCACAUGA
Molecule: messenger RNA, 576 nt
Organism: Sclerotinia sclerotiorum 1980 UF-70
Lineage: Eukaryota; Fungi; Ascomycota; Leotiomycetes; Helotiales; Sclerotiniaceae
Exons: 3
Coding region: 1-576 (191 amino acids)
Cellular component (GO): plasma membrane
Source: RefSeq, a predicted model, not a curated record